AUGAAAUCUAAAUUAUCACUGAUUCUCCUUUUCGAAUCUUCUAUUUUCUAUCCUAAACUAUUUUUUGCUGUUGAUCCCUUCCCAGUUCUUUCAAUUUUCUAGGUAUACGUAUAUAAGACCUAGAAACAAUAUUUCAAAUUUCACGACCGUGAUUCGUGACCUUUAGAGGUCGUUUAAAUUUACAAGACUGUCGUUGUUUUAAAAUUAGUUCAAUAUCAGUAUUUUCUCUACAGGAAUACAUUGCUAUUUGUUGAAUUAAUAGUUAGUGGGUCUCAAUGAAUGUUAUAAUCUGUUAAAUUUUAAAUUUCAUUUAUAAUGAAUAAUUAAAUUUCUGAAUGUUGAAACAUCAUACAAAAAAAUAAUAAAAUAAAGUUGUUUCUUCAGUGCACACAUUUGGUGAUUAUAAAAUUAAUUAUGGAAGAAGAGCAAAAAAGGUUCAUAGAGCGUGGCUCUCACAAAGGGAAAGGGCUAGCGGUUUUUACCAGUGGUGGUGAUUCUCAAGGAAUGAAUGCUGCAGUUCGUGCUGUUGUUCGUAUGGCCAUAUACUUAGGUUGCAAGGUAUUUUUCAUUAAAGAAGGUUACCAAGGUAUGGUUGAUGGUGGAGACAAUAUAGUGGAAGCCAAUUGGUCUUCAGUAUCAUCAAUAAUACAUAAGGGUGGUACUGUUAUUGGUUCAGCACGUUGUAUGGAUUUCAAAGAAAGAGAUGGCCGCUUGAAGGCGGCUUGUAAUUUAGUAAAACGUGGUAUAACAAAUUUAGUAGUUAUUGGAGGUGAUGGAUCUCUUACUGGAGCCAAUCUUUUUCGUCAAGAAUGGUCCAUUUUAUUGGAUGAAUUAUUGAAAAAUCAGCAAAUAACUAAAACUGAACGAGAAAAAUAUGCUCAUUUGAACAUUGUUGGUAUGGUAGGUUCUAUUGAUAAUGAUUUUUGUGGCACAGAUAUGACUAUUGGUACAGAUUCAGCACUUCACCGUAUUAUGGAUGCAAUAGAUGCUAUAGUAUCAACUGCUUAUUCACAUCAAAGAACAUUUAUUAUGGAAGUGAUGGGACGUCAUUGUGGGUAUUUAGCUCUGGUCACAGCAUUGGCAUCUGAAGCCGAUUUUGUGUUCAUUCCAGAAUGGCCACCACACCAAGAUUGGGCUUCAAAAAUGUGUAAAAAAUUAUUACAGGAACGUACUGCAGGUCAAAGAUUAAAUAUUAUUAUAGUAUCUGAGGGUGCUAUUGAUCGAGAAGGCAAACCCAUCACUGCAGAAAUGGUAAAACAAGUCGUUGUUGAAAAUUUAAAACAAGAUACUCGUAUUACAGUCUUAGGUCAUGUUCAAAGAGGUGGUGCACCUUCUGCUUUUGAUAGAGUUCUGGGAUGUAGAAUGGGUGCUGAAGCUGUAAUGGCUUUAAUGGAAGCUACUCCUGAAACUGAAGCUUGUGUUGUAUCCUUGGAUGGAAAUCAAGCAGUUCGUUUACCAUUAAUGGAAUGCGUAGAAAAAACCAAGGCAGUUGCUAAAGCUAUGGCUGAUAAACAAUGGGAGUUAGCUGUACAAUUAAGAGGAAGGAGUUUUGCUAGAAAUUUGGAAACUUAUAAAAUGUUGACACGAUUAAAACCUCCACGAUCAGCUUUCGAUGAAAUGGGACGUGGACUAAGCUUAAAUCGACAAGACACCUUAUGGGGUCAGGAAGGAUAUACCCUUGCAGUGAUGCAUAUUGGAGCUCCAGCUUGUGGUAUGAACUCAGCUGUUCGUUCAUUUGUACGUAAUUGUAUUUAUAGAGGUGAUACUGUUUAUGGAAUUCAUGAUGGAGUUGAAGGUUUAGUUGCUGGAAAUAUUCAAGUGAUGCAAUGGUCAGAUGUUACGGGUUGGGUUGGUCAAGGUGGUGCAAUGCUAGGAACAAAACGUACAUUACCUGAGAAACGAAUGUCUGAAAUUGCAGCAAGACUUAAAGAAUUUAAUAUUCAAGCUCUUUUAAUAAUUGGAGGAUUUGAGGCAUACCAAGCUGGUGUUCAGUUAGUUCAGAAUCGAAAAAAGUUCCCUGAAUUUUGUAUACCAUUGGUCAUAAUACCAUCAACUAUUAGUAAUAAUGUACCUGGAACUGAAUUUUCUUUGGGUUGUGACACUGCUUUAAAUGAAAUUACAGAAAUUUGUGAUCGAAUUAGACAGUCUGCUCAAGGAACUAAACGUCGAGUAUUUGUAAUUGAAACUAUGGGUGGAUAUUGCGGUUAUUUAGCUACUGUUGCUGGUUUAGCUGGAGGAGCAGAUGCAGCAUAUAUUUAUGAAGAGAAAUUUACCAUUAAAGACUUGCAAAAUGAUGUAUAUCAUAUGGCUUCAAAAAUGGCUGAAGGUGUUCAACGUGGUUUAAUAUUGAGAAAUGAAAAGUGUAGUGAAAAUUACAAUACAGAUUUCAUUUUUAGAUUGUAUACUGAAGAAGGAAAAGGACUCUUCAGUACUCGCAUGAAUGUUCUUGGACAUAUGCAACAAGGCGGUUCCCCAACUCCAUUUGAUAGAAACAUGGGAACAAAACAGGCAGCAAAAUGUGUUGAAUGGCUUGUUGAAAAAUUAAGAGAAUCUACAAGACCUGAUGGAACCAUCUAUACAGAUGUUCCUGAAACAGCUGCUAUGAUGGGUGUUAUUAAACGGCAGUAUCGUUUCACACCAUUAACUGAUUUAGUACCAGUUACUAACUUUGAACAAAGAAUACCUAAGACCCAAUGGUGGUUGAAAUUAAGACCACUUUUACGUAUACUUGCUAAACAUGACAGCGCUUAUGAAGAAGAAGGUAUGUACAUAACAGUUGAGGAAGGAUUGGAAGCAGACACAUUGUUAGUGUGAUGAAAUAUGUAUAACAUAAAUUCUUUUAUAAAAUUAUCAGUAAAAUACAUAUGGAACAUGAUAAUAACUAAUUUAGUAACUACAUUUAAAUUUUAAUAAAAUAAUUUUGGAUAUAUAUUAUGCUAGUGAACACUCUAGUCAUCUUGUGUCAUUUAGAUUAUCCAUUUGAAAAAAAUUAUCAUUAGAACUUAUUAAUAAUGAUUUUGUAUAAAUUAAUUUUGAAUCAGUCAUUUUAGUACUUAUGAAAUAAUAUAUUGUAAUACAGUGUCCUAAACGUUGUUUUCUAUGUUGUAAAUGGAUAUAAUUUAUAUUUAAUUAUUGCUAUGUUUUUGUUUUAAUACUUCUUCCAAUUACAAAAUAUCUGUUAGUUUUGAAUUUUUGUAUGUUGAAUUUCUAGUUUAAAUAAUGAUCAAUAAUGUGUGCUAGUUAAAUAAUAAAUAAAUAAUUAGUAGCUAUGCA
Daktulosphaira vitifoliae (grape phylloxera) is the source of this 3273-nucleotide messenger RNA. It is a transcript of the gene Pfk, whose product is annotated as ATP-dependent 6-phosphofructokinase. Gene Ontology annotation, molecular function: 6-phosphofructokinase activity; ATP binding; AMP binding. The transcript is spliced from 17 exons. The record is from RefSeq and is a predicted model, not a curated record. Gene Ontology annotation, cellular component: 6-phosphofructokinase complex; cytoplasm. Gene Ontology annotation, biological process: fructose 1,6-bisphosphate metabolic process; canonical glycolysis; fructose 6-phosphate metabolic process. Lineage: Eukaryota; Metazoa; Arthropoda; Insecta; Hemiptera; Phylloxeridae. The coding region runs from base 415 to 2814 and encodes 799 amino acids.